AUGCCCGACCGUAGAGCAGUCACCGGAGAGCGUGUUUGGUGUUACUGUGGAAUAAAUAAGUAUGGUACUACCCCCCAUGAGUGCCACAUACGCACCCGCUAUCGACAUCUAGCCGAAGCCCAGCGGCUAGACCAACUUUUGCGUGCGGGCAACAUUGAAGACGAUGAGGACAACGCUGAAAAUAGUGAGAAUGGAAUGGAUAUUGACCAUACAAUGCAUAAUGCGCAUCAGUACAAAGACCGUGGAGGGGAUUUAGGGCUUGGAGACAACAGCUUUAACAAUAUUGAUGCAUACAUGGGCGCACACCUUGACAGCAAGCUGUCUGAGUCGGAGGACUUGCAUGCCGAUUGGCACGAUAUCGACAACCCUGAUGGAUUUGCACACAUCACGGAGGAGGAUUAUCGCGAGUACGAUCGUUGGUUUGACGAAGACACUCUUGAAAUGGACAACAUUAUUGCCGAAACUCUUACCGAGGAAGAAAUGGAUAGCAUCAAGAUGAUGGCUAUACGACUGUUUGGACACAUCUCGCAGCGCAACUACAAACGUAUUCGGUAUUCAUUUCGGGAAAAAAUCUAUUUGCUCUCAGCCUAUUGCUUACACCGAAAGCUUGCUAUUCUUUCUGGGAUAUCCCCUCAACCAAUUGACUGCUGCAUCAACGUCUGUCACGCAUUCACUGGACCCUACGCCAACGAGGAUAUAUGCUCUACAUGUAAGGAGCCGCGCUAUGACUCAAAGGGAAGACCACGCCAGGUUUUUGAGUAUCUCCCGACAACCCCUCGAUUCCAGGGGUAUUUCAACAACCCGGAGAUGAUUAAGAGAAUGUAUUAUCGAGCCAACUAUACACAGGAAGAAGGCCGGAUGGAUGAUUACAUUGACUCGCAACGCUAUAAAGAUCUGUGUGAAAGUAACAUUAUUGUCGAAGGUGAGGACCUGGGAGUCCGGUAUUUUCAUGGAUCUCGUGACAUUGCCUAUGCGGUCAUGACAGAUGGCGUCAACCUAUUCGAGCAGGCGCAUUCUGAGAAAAGUACUUGUUGGCCGAUUAUGGCCAUCAAUUUAAAUCUCCCUGCAAGCGAACGCGUUAAGCUUCGCAAUUUGAUUCCCCUGGGCGUUAUCCCUGGACCGAACCAGCCGAAGGAUUUUGACUCGUACCUGGAGCCGUUUGUGGGGGAGGCGAUCGAACAGGCUCGUGGGGUUGAGACUUACGACGUCACUAGGCGGGAACGGUUCAAGUUACGGGCCCAUGCUUUUCUCAUUUCGGGCGACAUGCAGGCAAUCAAGCACGUGACCCAAAUGAAAGGACCAAACGGCAAGGUUCCUUGUCGCGCGUGCGAGGCCAUUGGUGUUUAUCAUACCUGCCGCAAGGGUUAUUACAUCCCUCUUGCUAACCCAGCCGACUACCCCGACGCAAUCCCAGACGGCAGACCUGACCCACAGGAUUUCCCGCCCGAUACAAUUCCUUCGUACAACCCACUCGAUCUCCCUCUCCGCACCAAAGCUAGGAUCGCUGACCAACUUGGAGAAAUGGAUGCUGCCAACACAAAGCGCCAACGUGAUGCCUUGUCUAAGAACUACGGACUCAUCAACCAUUCGAUCCUCGACCGCAUUCCCUCGAUUUGUCGGCCUGACUCGUACCCGCACGAAUACCUUCACUUGUUUCUUCUCAAUCAUGGCCGUGAACUUAUCUCACUUUGGACUGGAUCUUGUCACGGCAUUGAUGAUUCUGGCGACGAGGAUUAUUUGAUAUCUGCUGACGACUGGGCCGCUAUUGGACUUGAGACCGAAGAGGCUUCAAAAACACUACCUGCCGCAUUCAUUCGACCCUUGCCUAACAUUCAGACUAGCCAAGCGGUUUUUUGCGGCGAGACUUGGGCUUUCUGGCUAGUUUUUAUUGGACCAGUAGUUCUACGUGGACGGCUUGCCAAGAAAUACUACGAACAUUACCUGGAGCUUGUGGAGAUCAUGAAGUGUCUUACCUCAGUUACUAACACUACAGCUCGAAUAGAGCAACUCAGAGACGAGAUUGCUCAUUACGUCGAGGGUUUCGAAGAAUAUUAUUAUCAAUAUAAAUACGACAGGCUGUGUGUCUGUAAACUAACUCUACAUGCGCUUCUUCAUGUCGCCGACGAUGUUCUCCGCUGCGGGCCUGUCUGGGUCGCAUGGUCAUUUUGUAUGGAGCGAUACUGCCGUGAAGUCACUUUUUGCGCCAAGUCCAAAGUAGUACCAUAUGUGACAAUCAGCAAACAUGUCCUUCAUAUGGGCCAAAUCGCCGCAAUAGCAAAUCGAUUCCCAAGCAUUCGAAAGGCACUGCUCUUUGGCAAGAACGAUGCGCCGGCUCCGAUCAGUCGAAUGGAAUUUAUGUACCCCGAAUAUGAACAGCACGAUAUCAUCCUUCGAUUCCCCCGCCUCCGCGAGUUUCGUCUCAAAGGCACCAUCCGCCAACAUGUUGCCAGGUACUUUCGCACCAACAACUUUCGGCAGCUACCUCGUCUUACAUACCACGGGUGGCUUGCGUACUUACCGGAGCGAUGCAAACGCUGGGGAAAGCUCCGAAUAGGUGACGGGGGUGAUUGUAUCCGUUCGGCCGUUGCAUGCAAUCCCUCGUCUAUUUAUGGCAAACGCGACUCGUCUUUUGUUCGUUUUACAUUUCAGAGAGAUGAGAACGAGAACGACCCUGAUGCAACCGUUAACAUGAUUGGUGUGACCGGUUACGGCCGCCUUGACUUUAUUCUCGCGGUCACAUUCCCCACCGACCAAGAAAACGAAAUUGACGCCCCCACAACACACGUCCUUGCACAUAUCACCGAGGCAAAGGAUGUAGAGGGAGAUGCCGCCGAGGAAAGGAUCUCCUUCACAAAAUUUGGGCGAUCGUUCGUUCUUGACAUCACGUCUGUCAAGAACGUCGCUGGGCGCGUAUUCACACGGGCAACACGGGAGGCAGGAGAAUGGGUAAUCAUUGAUCGUAGUGGAGGAAUUUGCCGCACGGACUUCCGGGUGGACGAGCAUGACUCGGACAAUGAAGAUGGAUGGGCAAAUUAA
Rhizoctonia solani is the source of this 3036-nucleotide messenger RNA. RefSeq names its product Transposase family tnp2. Lineage: Eukaryota; Fungi; Basidiomycota; Agaricomycetes; Cantharellales; Ceratobasidiaceae. The record is from RefSeq and is a predicted model, not a curated record. The transcript has 7 exons. The coding region runs from base 1 to 3036 and encodes 1011 amino acids.